Messenger RNA from Plasmodium berghei ANKA, 948 nucleotides. Its product is annotated as phosphatidylinositol N-acetylglucosaminyltransferase, putative. The record is from RefSeq and is a predicted model, not a curated record. The transcript has 13 exons. Gene Ontology annotation, biological process: GPI anchor biosynthetic process. Gene Ontology annotation, cellular component: glycosylphosphatidylinositol-N-acetylglucosaminyltransferase (GPI-GnT) complex; membrane. NCBI's taxonomy places the organism in Eukaryota, Apicomplexa, Aconoidasida, Haemosporida, Plasmodiidae. The coding region runs from base 1 to 948 and encodes 315 amino acids.
AUGAAACAUAAAAUGAAUGAAAGUUCUAAAACAGAGGAUAUAAAUAACUCUUCUCGUUUAAAUAAACCAAAUAAAAAAGAAAAAAAAAUAAAAAAAUGGAGAAAAAUAUUAUAUGAAGACCAGGAAUAUGAAGACAAUUAUGUACAUAAGGAUUUCCUAAGUCAUCUUCUAACAAUUUCUCGAACAGAAUACAAAUAUUCAAAUAUUGUGCAUAGCAUGUUAUGCAUAAACCAUCAAAUUAUGAUUGUACUUUUUCACCUACUAGCCUAUUAUUCCAUAAAUAAUAACAAUAUAUCACAUAGAGUUCUAUACACAAUUAAUAUAAUUAUUAUAAUAUUAAAGGAAGUGUUAAUUUAUGAUAUACAUAAAUCUUUUAAUGAUUCCUUUAAAAAUAUAUUAGACACCAUAAUUAUUAUUGGAAUUAUAUGGAUAUUGUCUCCAGUUAUGAUUAGUUUAACCCAAACUCACAGCGAUGACACUGUUUACCUUGUAUCUUUAUGCAUACUCCUACCAAUCCACUUUAUGUUUCAUAAAUAUGGCUUCAUAUAUGAAAAAAAUGAAAAUAUAGAUAUAUUUGAUUCAACUUCCUUAAGCUGUGUUGUUGUCGAAAGUGUAAUUUUAGGAUCUCGUUUACCCUCAAUACCCCAGGUUUUUUCCUUCCUGCUUUGCUCUUCAAUACUUUUUUUUUACACUCCAUUCAUAGUUCAGACAAUAGUUUUAAAGAAUAUUAAUUAUUAUAACUAUGUCCUAUUCCCAAUUAUUUUUAUAAUUCUAUCCAUAUGUAUAAGAAGUAUAUCAGUUCCCUUAUUCUAUGUUAAUUUAUUUGGGCACGUCUUCAUCCUAUUUGUUAUCCCUGCCUUUUUUGUAAACAAGCAUAAUUCGAAAACGGUACUAGAAGGGCCCUGGGAUAUAUCUGGUGUUCCUUUUGUACAAAAGAACACGGAUUAA